Molecule: messenger RNA, 2106 nt
Organism: Nyctereutes procyonoides (raccoon dog)
Lineage: Eukaryota; Metazoa; Chordata; Mammalia; Carnivora; Canidae
Product: collagen alpha-1(I) chain-like
Exons: 11
Coding region: 1-2106 (701 amino acids)
Source: RefSeq, a predicted model, not a curated record
AUGGCCAGCCCUGCCCAGACGGACACUGCCCAGAUGUUGCCCGCCGACCCGCCCACAAGGCCUUGCCUCCGUCCCCGGCGCUGCCCCCGGCCCGGCCCCCCCUGCGCUCCGCGGGCAUCCUCGGUCCCCGGCCCGCCCCCCAGGCCUCCGUCCCCGCCCGUGUCCCCCGCGCCCCGCGCCCCGCGCCCCGCGCGCAUCCUCCUCCUCGGCCCCGGCGCCCCGCGCGCAUCCUCCGGCCGCCGCGCCCCCCAGGCCUGCGUCCCCGCCCGCCCGCCGCCCCCAGCCCUCGCCUCGGCCGCCCGGGCACAGCCCACCCGUCCGCUCCUCCCGCCUGGACGUCCCCGAAGCCCCCGCCCCCCCCCCCGUCGGGACGCCCCGUCCGGUUCCCAGGCCUGCGCGCCCCGCAAGGUGCUCCGGGAGGUGCGGGCGGGGCAGCGCGGGCACAGCCGCGGGGCGAGCUCAAGUUUUCCGACGGGCACGGACCGGCGCGGGGCAGCCCGGGGGGCGCAGGGGGCGGCCGGGCUGGAGCCUCGGGGCAAGGGGCGGCGGGGACCCCGAGAUCCGCGCGGGGCAGCCCGGGGGGCGCAGGGGGCGGCCGGGCUGGAGCCUCGGGGCAAGGGGGGGCGGGGACCCCCAGAUCCGCGCGGGGCAGCCCGUGGGGCGCAGGUGGUGGCGCGGCUGCAGCUCCGGGGCGCGGGGGGCGCGGGGGGCCCCGCCGGCUCCCGGGAGGCACCGGUGUCCCGGACCCCCGGGGGUCCCGGCCGCGGCGGCGGCGGCGGCGGCGGCGGCGGCGGCGAAGGCGGCUCCCGCGUCCUCGCGCAACUCGGGGGCCCCCCGGCCAACUUUCCCCCGGCCCGCGGCGCCCGCCCGUCGCCUACCUCGGGGCCCACUCGCAGCCCGCGGGUCCCCGGCGGGGUCACAUCGUCGCCCGGCUCCUGGCCCCCGCGCGCAGCCCCGGUCCCCGUGGGCCCCGCCGGCCGCCGGCCCCCCAGCAGCGCUCGCGGCCGCCGUGCGGGCGUCUCAUCCACACGCCGGCGGCCGCGCAGGGAGGCGGGGAGGCGGGGAGGCGGGGAGGCGGCCGGAGCCGCAGGUAGCGAGACCCACCUUGGCCGCCGCUGCUCGUCCACGCGGGCAUCAAGGCGGCCGCCCGCGGAGGCUCCGGCCGCCAAGUCGCGGCCGCCGCGGCCCGUCUCCGGCUCCCUUCCUCGCCACCAGCGUGGUGGCUGGUGCCUGCCCCCACCUGCCAUUGAAAUCCAGGGCAUGAGCGAAGGAGGCAUGACAGCUGGCCAUGUUCACGCGAGGUGCAGCGUCACCGGAGUUCCCGCUUACCUUCAAACCCCCGGGAAAGCUCCUCGAAUCCCCGGCGAUGCCUGGGCCUUGCUUGGUCACUGGCUGGGCCUGCAGCACCGAGCACGUUCUCCGCUCUACUAUUUUGGUGGCUGCUGGAUGUCUGAUGGUCCCGAGGGCCACACCGCCAGUGACGAGGACACAGGACCAGGCGGUAGCGCCACGUGGAAGGGGGAAGCUCUUCAGGCCCACGCGGUUCGGCGGAUGCUGGAGCAGAAGAGCACGGGCAACGGCUCGGUUUUCCCGUCUGUAACACGGGGGCUCACCAAACCCAAGCCCUUCGGGGACGACAUGCUAAGCGUCGGUUUUCAGCAGAAGAUGAGGUGGGAGGAGGAGGGAGCCCUGGACCCCCCUGGCUCCCCGUGCACGAGCCCGGAUGCGCAGGCCUGGGGGUCCCAGGGGAGCCCGGCUCAGGGGCCGGUGAGGAGCCGCCUUGUGGGGGUGGAUGUGCUGAUGGGGGAGGUGAGAGACUCCAUCGAUGCGGCAAACUUCCCCUUGUCUUAUUUUCUGCACCCACCACCCUCAGCCACCGGCACCCCAACCAGCCAGCAGCCAUCACCACUGGGCGAGACCCUCCACCCGCACAAAGGUCACGACCCUCGGAAAGCUCCGGUGAUGCCCGCGCGGGGCUUGGUGCAAGGCCGGGGCUGGGCGGCCGUGGCCCCUGGAGACCCUGCUGCAGCCCGCGUGCAUCCGGGCGCCCCGACUCGGGGCCUGCGCCCACGCUCCCUUCCCGAGCUGCGUCCGCCGGGUCCUUAA